AUGUUGUUCAACCGUACAGUGCCGCGCUGCUCGAACACGCCGCCGCCGAAUUGCUCUACCACUUCACCCUCAACACCCCGACCUUCGAAGCCCUCUUCUGCUCCAAAUUCCGACGACACCGCACCGUGGGACCUCCUGACUACACCAAGUACACCUCCAAAGUCCGAUCGCACCACGCAAACUUUGUUCGAUACCGCAACCUUCCCUGCGGAAUCGUACCUACUUCCCUCAGACCGAAACGGGACAUGGCGUACAGAAGCUAUUCACGCGCUUCAACGUCCUAGCGAGACUGCAGUAUCCAUUCACCGGCAUGCGAGCGAGUUGAAUUGGCCCACGUGUCGCAACAAAGUACAAGACCUAGCAGACGCCGCAUCCGACGGCCUCAAUUCCCGGCUGAACCAAGCACUUGAGGGCCACGAUGUAGUUGAGCUGGGCAAUCGCGUCGUGGAGCUCAUUCCUUCGGUAUCAAUGCCCAGUAUACGGCGGCUAGGCCAGACCAUCGAUUCAGUCAGCGAUAUAGCGCGUUCUCUGGUAGAACGCCGUAAGUCAGAGACGGACUUCCUGGACCAAGAGCUACAAGGUGAUCAAUGGGCUUUCGCGCGUAUCAUGAGUACGAAAGCAAGGAAGGCUCUAGUAAAGCAGAGGAUAUGUCAGGAGUCACAGGUCACUCCAAAUCAGAUCACUUCGCCUUGGCAAGAUCAUUUGAAUUCGGCGCUGGCCGCCACGUUCACGCGCGAAAAAGAGUCCUUUAGCACUACGAGUCUUUUCUCGAUGACACCUGUCUGGUCAGCGGACGCAGUCAACAAGACCUGGCGUCUGGAGCUGGACACGGGCUUGACAAGUAUUGAGGUGGAUUCAGCGACCGAUGGGUACACGGAGCAGCCAGUACGUGUGGCCGUAAGCUUUGAGCUGCCUGAGAGCUGUGGGUCUUUGAUUCUGGCGGAGGUGGAACGAGCAGUGGUGGAUAGCGAGAGCGAGUGGAUGAUGGUAAUGGGAUAG
This is a messenger RNA of Cucurbitaria berberidis CBS 394.84, 999 nucleotides long. RefSeq lists its product as uncharacterized. NCBI's taxonomy places the organism in Eukaryota, Fungi, Ascomycota, Dothideomycetes, Pleosporales, Cucurbitariaceae. The coding region runs from base 1 to 999 and encodes 332 amino acids. The transcript has a single exon. The record is from RefSeq and is a predicted model, not a curated record.